Messenger RNA from Lactuca virosa, 1740 nucleotides. The record is from the annotation of a GenBank genome assembly. Lineage: Eukaryota; Viridiplantae; Streptophyta; Magnoliopsida; Asterales; Asteraceae.
AUGUGUGGAUUCGUCAAAGAAGGUAUGAGAGGUGGUUCUCAAUUUCUUCAUCGGAGACAACCAAGCAACAAACUCGGUUUCACCAUGGGUAAAGAGAAGGUUCACAUCAACAUUGUUGUCAUCGGUCAUGUCGACUCCGGAAAAUCAACCACCACCGGCCACUUAAUCUACAAGCUAGGAGGCAUCGACAAGCGUGUGAUCGAAAGAUUCGAGAAAGAAGCUGCUGAGAUGAACAAACGUUCCUUCAAAUACGCAUGGGUCCUCGACAAACUCAAAGCUGAACGCGAACGUGGCAUCACCAUCGACAUCGCUUUAUGGAAAUUCGAAACAAACAAGUACUACUGCACAGUCAUCGACGCCCCUGGCCACCGUGACUUCAUCAAGAACAUGAUCACCGGAACCUCUCAAGCCGAUUGCGCUGUCCUCAUCAUCGACUCCACCACCGGUGGGUUUGAAGCUGGAAUUUCCAAAGAUGGCCAGACCCGUGAACACGCCCUUUUAGCGUUCACACUCGGUGUGAGGCAAAUGAUCUGCUGUUGCAACAAGAUGGAUGCCACUACUCCGAAAUACUCCAAAGCUAGAUACGAUGAAAUCGUUAAAGAAGUUUCUUCAUACUUGAAGAAAGUCGGGUACAACCCGGAGAAGAUUCCAUUCGUUCCAAUCUCCGGUUUCGAAGGCGACAACAUGAUCGAAAGGUCAACAAAUCUUGACUGGUACAAGGGCCCCACUCUCCUCGAAGCACUCGACCAACUCAACGAACCAAAGCGCCCAUCCGACAAACCCCUCCGUCUCCCCCUCCAAGACGUUUACAAAAUCGGCGGAAUUGGAACUGUUCCAGUGGGUCGGGUCGAAACCGGUGUUAUUAAACCGGGUAUGGUAGUCACCUUCGGUCCAACCGGACUUACCACUGAAGUCAAGUCGGUUGAAAUGCACCAUGAGGCGCUGGUGGAAGCUUUACCCGGUGAUAAUGUCGGGUUCAAUGUGAAAAACGUGGCUGUGAAGGAUUUGAAACGUGGGUAUGUUGCUUCGAAUUCGAAAGAUGACCCGGCUAAGGGCGCGGCUAAUUUUACUGCUCAGGUUAUUAUCAUGAACCACCCGGGUCAGAUUGGAAACGGGUAUGCACCGGUUCUUGAUUGUCAUACUUCUCAUAUUGCUGUGAAGUUUGCUGAGCUGUUGACUAAGAUUGACCGGAGGUCUGGUAAGGAGCUUGAGAAGGAACCUAAGUUUUUGAAAAACGGUGAUGCGGGAAUGGUGAAGAUGAUUCCGACUAAGCCGAUGGUGGUGGAGACUUUCUCGGAGUACCCUCCGUUGGGGCGGUUUGCGGUUAGGGAUAUGAGGCAGACGGUGGCUGUUGGUGUGAUUAAGAGUGUGGAUAAGAAGGAUCCGACCGGGGCUAAGAUUACUAAGGCGGCGGCUAAGAAAAAAUGAACCGCCGGUUCGUUUAUGGAUUUGGAUUUGGAUUUGAGAGUGAGUUUUGGUUUAUUGAUUUUGAGUGUUUUUAUGAUUUUGGAUUGCGUGUUUCCCUUUUGUUGUUGGUGUCAUCUGUUACCGCUGUUUCUUGGAACGGUGGUUCUGUUACGUUUCCGGGUUGAUACUUGGGUGCUUGACAGACGGUGGCACAAGUUAUGGUGGUUGGUUUGGUUGUGAUGGAGUCUUUUAUUUUCAUAUUUUGAUUUUGAUUUUGAUGAACAAUACAUUUGUGGGUUUUUAGUGACAAUAAUAAUUGGUUGUGUUUUAAUA